Molecule: messenger RNA, 1387 nt
Organism: Salvia miltiorrhiza (redroot sage)
Lineage: Eukaryota; Viridiplantae; Streptophyta; Magnoliopsida; Lamiales; Lamiaceae
Exons: 2
Coding region: 160-1260 (366 amino acids)
Source: RefSeq, a predicted model, not a curated record
UUUUUAUAGGACGAGAAAGUACGGAGUAUUUGGGAAGUCAAAAUGAUCGUUUUUCACACACCAAAUAGCGAAUACCGAUCGUUGAGAACCACAAAUUGAAUUGAAGCUCGUAGAAAACAUAAUCAACAGAAGAAGAAGACUCAGAAAAAGGGGUAACAGAUGGAAACUUCAUCUUCCACCAUAGCUUCUCUGCUCCUCCGAAUUUUCCUUUGCGCAGACAAAUCCCUUUCCUUUCUCCACAAUUACAAAAUUCUUCACCUCCUGCGUCAAUUUAUUCUCUCAUCUUUCCUCUUCUUCCUCAGCCUUCUGCCUGCUCUCUUCUCCUCCUCGCAAUCCCCCAAAUCGGAUGAUAACCCCGCCACCGCCGGAGUUGGCAGCUCCGGCGUUUCUAGGGCUCUAUCGCAGCUGCUGCUGCUCAUGAACGAUAUUCCGGUCAGUUCUAGAAAAUACGAGGCCGUCAGAUCCCUAGCCGAGAAGCUCAUCGACGGCAACUUAAUCGAGCGCAAGAGUGCCUUGACGGAGGUCAACUGCGCCGUGCUAUCGGCGGCGUUCGCGAGGUCGCUGAGCCAGCUUGAGGCCGCCAUGGCGGAGCAGGGGUGGAAGAGCGGCGGCGACGACGCCGCCCGCGAGGGUGAUUUGUUUGUCUACUACGGGAAGGCGAGCCGCUUGGUGAAAGGGGUGAAGUAUUAUGGGCGGGCGGCGUGGCGGUGGGCGAAGGUGAAGGGCGAGGUGAGGCGGCCGUGGAGCUCGGCGGAGAAGCUGGCGGCGGAGCUGCUGUGGCUGGCGCAGAAGAUGGCGGCUUCUGGGUGCGCUGAAGAAGCAGUUAGUAAGUGGGCUUCAGCUGUUAAGAUGGCUUGGCUCGCCUUAUCCACUGAGCCCAGGCUCCAGGGCUCCUUAGUUAAGCUCUCAGCAUUCUUGAUUAGAGAAGCAAAAGAAAUGAGGAAGCAAGAAGAAGACGAGGAAGGUAGUAGAGCAACGAAGAUGAGAAUGCUAAUGUCGUGGCUUCCGCUGCUGUGCUGCGCGAACAACGGGACUGACGCACCGGUUCUGAGCAUGGCGGAGAGGGCGGAGCUGGAGACAAUACUGGAAGAGGUGAUCUGGUCGUUGGGCGAAGAGGAGCAAGAGAUGGUGUUGUCCCUUUGGCUCCACCACUUCACGUACUGCCCCGCCUCCGACUGGCCCAACCUCCGCUCUUGCUACACCCGAUGGUAUACGGCCUCCCGCGCUACCCUCCUCAUGCACCACCAUACUUCUUCUUGAUAUAUACAUUCAUGUACAAAAUCUUUCUUUUCUAACUUAUCUUGGGAUAUCCAUAUAUACGAGAGUUGUUCUCAAUUCUCAUUCACGCUGUUUUUAGGGAAGAAAUAAAUAUAAUUUUUUUGUUUAA